AUGCCCUGAAGAGGGACUCAUACAGUCCGAAACGUUGGCAUAAAAUAAAAAAAAAUAAUUAGCCUAAAACCGAUCGAAAAUCCGACUUUUUAUUUUUUUUCAUUGAUUUUAUGAAGAAAAAACUUUGCAGUGAAACUUUCUUUACGCCUGAUUAACGUAAAAGCCAGACCCUGGGUCAUACUGCGAGACAAUACUGUAUUUAAUCCCUUUUCUUAGACUUUUCUAACAUCACUGCCAUGAAGUAAUAAAUUAAUUAAAUUCUGUAAUGUUUAAAUUAAUUUUGUGAGGCCUAUUUAGUACAAAAUCACUGCCAAUGCAGAUACUACAAAAAUAUAUAAAUCAUCAUAGUAAAUUCUGUGAUUCGCCUUCUAAUAAAUUUGUAGAUUAGCUUUAACUUUAAUCUAUAUUAAUCCUUUUUUAUGCAUCUUAAAUCCUGAUCAGUUUUUGAUUUUUUUUUUUUGAAGAACUUCCUGCAAAAAUUUCGUGCAGUUUAGUUAAUUGACAAAUGAAAUUAUUCUCUAUUUAGGAAAAUAAAUAAUUCCGCAUGAUUAAUUGCCAUGCAAUGCAAAAACUACAUCCACCAAUAUUCGUUGAAAAGACAUUCGAGAGAAUAUAAAAUGUUAUGUGUACGUAAGACAAGAAAAUAGAAAUUAUUUUAGACGAGCAAUAUUUGCAAAGAUUAAAAUUAUUUGACGCCUGUCUCGCAUAGCGAACACGUGAAAGUUUCCAAUAUUCAAUGUUUCAUUCUUAAGGAAAUUUUAUUUUUAGGUUUAGAACUAAAUAAUUCUCGAAGCUACAAAAUAGUGAACCAAAGAACUACGAUGGUUGUAAAGUAAAAUAAAUAAAAUAAACAAACCUACAUGUUUCUAAGAAAAAGCGUGUUCACUAUGAGAGGCACCUGGUGUCUAUGAAAGAAAAUUUUAUGAAAAAUUCAUCGAUCUCAAUAGAAUCUAGAACUUUUCUUUCACCGAAUGACAAAUUAAAGUAAAAGAUAUAAUUAUUUCAGCAAGAAUAUGUAACAAUUUUAUUUGAAAAAUAAAUCAGAAACUUUCAAUAAUUUUCAAUUGAAAAUUUGAAUCUGAAAACAUAAGGCGUGCAAUAAAAUCUAGGAGAAAAUUUCAAAAAUAAAUCACAAAAUGUGAAAUAUCUAGCUGCAAAUGCAAUCCUAUAGCAGCGAAAUGAGAAGAAAGAAAAACUUUAGAAAAUCGCAAAAAUAAAGGAAUUUUAAAAAGACAUGGAAACAACUAAAGAAUAAUUAUCAACAGCACGACUGUGAUAUAUUUAAUGUCGUUGUUCAAGCAUUAAGGCGAAAAAUAAAAAGAAUUAAAUGAAAAAUUUACUAAAAAAUUCAUAAUGAAAAUAAAAUUCAUCGUUAGAUUAAUUUAAAGGCUAGAAAUUAUGAAAAAAUUAAGUUUUUAUUUGGAAUUUAUUCUCAUAUCUCUAUUUUAUCUUGAAUAUUUUUAACUCAAUCACUGCAACUUGUUAAAUGAAGUCAAGAGAGAAAUUUUAAUUAUCGCAUAUUUAGAUUAAAAAAAAUGUUAAAUUUUCAAAGUAUUAGGAAAACCCAGAAAGAAAACGAAUAUAAGUAAAUUAGUUAAUUCCGAAAUGAAAUUUUUGCUAAGAAAAUAAAACAAAAAAUUUUAUUUUCACUGAUAAAUUUCUCACAAAAAAUCAUGAAAAAUUGAAACCUUCAAUUUAUUAAUAAAGAUAAAUAAUGAAUUAUACAGACCAUUUGCAUAAUAAACGAUCGAGGAAACAACAAAUAGAGAACCAUAGCACAAAAAUCAAUAAUUAAAGAUGAAAAAAAAACUAACAAACAUUUUCAAUUUAUCUUUUUUUUUUUUCAAAAAAUAGGACAAAAAGAAGUUACAAAAAAAACGACGAAAUUGAUUUUCUUUUUGAAAUGUGAACAAAGGCACAAAAAUAAGGAAAAAAAUCCAAUAAAAGCAGGAAAAACUCCUUAAGAAAACGUCAAGUUUGAAAAGGAAAAACUUGAAUUAGAGGCUUUUAAAAAAUUCACACAUUUUUCAUAUUUAAAUAACUCAUAAAAAAUUCAUUAUAAAAUUCAUAAUAAAUAAAGAAUAGUAAAAAAAAUGAACAAAUUUAAUAGUAAACGUCAAUAAGUAAUAAAACUAAUAAAAUAAAUGUAAUAAUAAAAAAUAAAAAAAAUCAUUCGCAAUUAAAAACUCACCAAAUAAAUUUUACUAACUUCUACCGAAAGAAAAAACUACCAGAAACAAAAAAUAUUCGCAUAGACUUUUUUCGAACAUUGUAAUAAAAAAAUCUUCAUUGGAAGACACAAAAGUAAGAAAAUAAAUAUUUUUGCGUAUAAAAAAUAAACCCACAGAUCGUAUUCAGAAAAACUAAAAAAAAAAGAAAAGUAGGAAAAACGCGGUAACGCGAAGGAGGUUAGCAACCGUGACAUUUUGACAGAUGACAGUUCAUAAAGUUCUGUCAUUUCAGUGACAUUUCAAGAAAACACGCACGACCAUCAAAACCCACAUAAAUAGCAUCCUGUGUUUUGUUGAAACAAACAAAUAAAUUCAUGCAAACAAAAUGUAAGAUGUAGCUAACCUAGGAGAGUCACUUUGUAUCGAAAAAAAAAUUAAGGAAAAAAAACUAUAGAUAGAGAAAAUUUGAGAUGACUGUGACAACUCUCAAAUUUGACACCGUAAACUCUUCAUGAUGUCUAAGUGAAUACAAUAUUUAAUCAUACAUUUUUUGUAUAUUGUAAACAAUAAUGUAAUUUUAUAAAUUGUUUUACAGAGAAAAAAUAAUUUGACAAAAAAAAUCGUAUAAAUAUAAACUAAAUGAUAAAAACUAAAAAUAAUAAAAAUUCGAAAUAAAAUAAAAAUAAUAUUUGAAAAAUUAUCGAAAUUUCCAUGUUUCAUUGACACUCUUUUUGACAUUUAUGCAGUCUAUGACGGUUAUUUACUGUAAGUGUCAAAAUUGUGUGACAGAUAACAAAUUUAUUUGACAGAUAUUUAAAUUUAAAAAAGUAACUGAUAUUUCAUUAUUUUUUACAGUGUAGGAAACUCAUCGGGGUCAUUUUAUGGGCUAGACCGGACAAAUUUCAUUUGAAGCAACUCAAGUAGCAACAAUAUAGGCUCAACCCACCGACCCCGAAACAAGUCGGUGCUCCGUAUCCUGUGUGGCACACACACGGUAUGUGCUGCGAACUUCCGCGGGGGUCAAGCUGAAAAUGGAAGUAAUCCACAUGGACAAUGGGCACAAAGCCGCCGUGGAGGGUAAGACGGUGUACGCACCACGCACAGACCUAACGCCAAUCGCGUCACCAGAAAGCCCCGAGGCGCCGAAGACGCCAACAGUUCCACGGCCACGGGCCACCUUCAAGAAGUCCCACACAUGCGGUAGUCUCUUUGCCAAUUGUGAGUGUGACCUCCGGGACGACUGUAGGAGUCACAAGCAAUCCCAGCGCAAGAAGAUCUUCCAGUCCUUCUCGCAUCCCGACACAGCGUUCAUUUUCACAGACGAAAAUUCUCAGGUGAAGGAUCAGAGGGCAUCUCAACGAUCACGCGUUAUCGCCACACGCAAUGGCAUCCUGGCCCUUCCGGGGCCCGAGAAGCGCCAAUCAACACCCAGCCUUGGAAACUUCACCGUGCACGAUGUUCUCAUUCACCCGGAAGUGGUGCUCAAGGUGUGCCGCCAGGAACCCGUGACGCCCACAAACUCCCCCAGUCAGGGUUUCUUCGCGGACCACCUCAAGUCGCACCUCAAGCAAGUUCGCCCACCCAAACCACGCAGUGAUUCCGCACAAUCAGACCAAUCGGUCUCCUCAACGGCCAGCGGGCGUCGUGCGUCUGUAGCUAAAUCCGAUUCGAGCUUCGACGAGGACGCAGAGAAGCCCUUUGAGUUUGUUCUCGGUGACAGCCCUGAGACCAACAAGAUGGGCUCCGUGCUGAGUCUCAAGAGGAAUAGCCGUGUGGGCGCCAAGACGGGAGAUGGUCUCCAAAUGAAUAUGCAAGAUGGGAAACCUCUGACACGAGUUACGAGCAAGGAGACAUUUGGAUCACCUGUGAUCCCCAAUGAGUACGAGUAUUAUCACAAAGCUUCAUCGCAUUCAGUUGAUUGGCGCGAAAGAUCUCAGCAUUUGGAGGAUGAGAUUGCAAAUUUGCGUGAAUUGUUGAAGAAUCGAGACAACGAGGUGGACAAGCUCAAGCGAGAAGUUCACAAAUUGAAGAGUGUCCUGCAGCAGACAACAAACCACAUCCGUGUUGGUGAUGGAGAUCUCCUGUCAAGCCUUCAGAGUCAUCAUUGCAUGGCUGCUCAGCAGAACCGCAGCUGUUGCACAACAGCCUUACCUGCGGGACAGAAGCAACCGCCUGCGGGGAACAAAACGCGUCCUCGCUUUGAAUCGGCCCCAACAACGGUUGUCAAGAAGCAAGGAGUUUCAGGAGAGAGUUCAGACGGAGCUGCUCAGCAGUCGCGUGACAUCAAAAUCCCCAAAUACGAGAAGGAUUUCCGUUCGAAGCAACUCAUCAAGGACGCCAUCAUGGACAAUGACUUCAUGAAGAACCUCGACUGUCUGCAAAUACGUGAACUUGUUGACUCCAUGUACAGUCGCGAGUAUCCAGCUGGUGAAUAUGUGAUCCGUGAAGGUGAAGCUGGAUCCCAUCUCUAUGUCUCGGCGGAAGGGGAGUUUGAAGUAAUCAAGGAUGAAAAGAUCUUGGGCACAAUGGGUCAGGGGAAAACAUUCGGAGAACUAGCAAUCCUCUACAACUGCACACGAACAGCCUCAAUAAGAGUUCUCACGAAUGCUCGAGUUUGGGUGCUUGAGCGUCGUCUCUUCCAGCAGAUUAUGAUGCGUACGGGUCUGCAGCGUAUAGAGGAGAAUGUAAAGUUCCUAAAAUGCGUGCCCCUGCUGAAGAAUCUGAGUCACGAUGUUCUCUGCAAGAUUGCCGAUGUACUGGAGGUGGAAUUCUAUCCGGCAAACUCCUACAUUAUUCGCCAAGGAGCCAGUGGCGACACAUUCUACCUCAUUAGCCAGGGCAGUGUGAAGGUGACUCAACGUUUGCCGGGUGUUUCGGUUGAGGAGGAGAUUAGGGUGCUAAAUCGCGGAGAUUACUUCGGUGAGCAGGCGCUCAUAAAGGAAGACAAACGAACUGCAAAUAUCGUAGCUCAGCCACCAGGUGUGGAGUGUCUAACGCUGGAUCGGGUCUCCUUCAAUCAGCUCAUUGGAGAUCUCGUUGAACUCCACGACAUCGAUUACGGUGAUGCAAAUCGUUUGAUUGCCUUCAAGCAGUCUGAGAGGAAACUACUGGAGUUUGAGCGGCUGGACAAGCAGGAACUGCUCGAUGUGGAACUGGCUGAUUUGGAAACAGUUGCCACCCUUGGUGUGGGUGGAUUUGGACGUGUUGAACUUGUGAAGCACACGAAUUCAGGAAAGGUUGAAAGCUAUGCUCUGAAGUGCCUUAAAAAGCAACAUAUCGUUGAGACGCAUCAGCAGGAUCAUGUCUUCAGUGAACGCACUAUAAUGCUGUCCUGUCAGUCUCCGUUCAUCUGUCGACUGUUUAGAACGUACAAGGAUACAAAGUACGUCUAUAUGCUUCUUGAAGCAUGCCUAGGGGGAGAAAUCUGGACCACACUUAGAGAUCGAGGAUACUUUGACGACGCAACGACUCAAUUUAUCAUUGGAUGCGUUCUGCAGGCCUUCGAAUACCUCCAUGCACGUGGAAUUGUGUACAGAGAUCUGAAACCGGAGAAUCUCAUGCUUGACUCACGAGGCUACGUGAAGCUUGUUGACUUUGGAUUUGCCAAGUAUAUUGGGUACAGCAGUAAAACGUGGACUUUCUGCGGAACCCCUGAGUACGUUGCACCGGAAGUUAUUCUCAAUAAAGGGCAUGAUCGUGGAGUUGAUUUCUGGGCACUUGGAAUUCUCAUUCAUGAACUUCUAACUGGAACGCCACCAUUUACGGCGAGUGAUCCAAUGAAGACCUACAAUAUUAUCCUAAAGGGCAUCGAUAUGGUUGACUUCCCUCGACACAUGAGCAGAACGGCAAUAGGACUCAUUAAGAAACUUUGCCGGGAUGCUCCAGUUGAGCGUUUAGGCUAUCAAAAGGGCGGAUUUGACGACAUCAAGAAGCACAGAUGGUUUCAAGGCUUCGACUGGGAUGGACUUGUGAGUCAAACUUUGGAAGCCCCAAUAGUGCAACCUGUUGCCGGUCCCCUGGACGUAUCGAACUUCGACCAAUUCCCCAUUGACAGUGAAAUUCCGCCAGAUGAAUGUUCGGGCUGGGAUGCUGAUUUCUGAUUAUGGCUCAUCCCUCAUACCGCUGUGGCCUUUCUAGAAUCAAACUUUAGCAAUAAAAAGUCAAAUACUUUGCAAUUAUUUUCAUGCGCAGAUAUUAAAGGCUUUACGAUGAAUUUUAA
Molecule: messenger RNA, 6390 nt
Organism: Lutzomyia longipalpis
Lineage: Eukaryota; Metazoa; Arthropoda; Insecta; Diptera; Psychodidae
Gene: Pkg21D
Product: cGMP-dependent protein kinase, isozyme 1
Exons: 9
Coding region: 3203-6271 (1022 amino acids)
Biological process (GO): protein phosphorylation
Molecular function (GO): cGMP-dependent protein kinase activity; ATP binding
Source: RefSeq, a predicted model, not a curated record